Molecule: messenger RNA, 1266 nt
Organism: Macrosteles quadrilineatus (aster leafhopper)
Lineage: Eukaryota; Metazoa; Arthropoda; Insecta; Hemiptera; Cicadellidae
Exons: 3
Coding region: 104-958 (284 amino acids)
Source: RefSeq, a predicted model, not a curated record
CGGAAGGUGGAGGUGCCUAGAAUAAAAAGGAACAUCUGAAGAUUAACCAUCACACUUAAGGUUCGGUUAUCGCAGUGAACGGUUGUGUACGGUAGUUGUAGUGAUGAAGGGAAUCAGCAUGUUUCUGUUGGUGUUGGUGCCGCUGGCUAGUGCGGCGGUGGCCGAUGUCCGCCCAGAAGACAACGAAGUGUACGGCAGGAGCGACCCCAGCUCUGGAGGCACCACUUGGAGGCUGGUGUCCAAGGUCAUGUCAGAGUGCGGCUCCGAGGAUGUCACGGAGGUCAUGAACUGUCUGGGUGUCAAGGCGGUGGCCGUCCUCGACCGUGCAGCGAGGAUGGGUAACAUCGAACUGUACUCCGGAGUGACCCUCGCUAAGAACUCCGAGUACCAGGAAGACUCCAGGAACGGACGAGCUCUUCUCAGUGAGGCUGAGAUCACUCAGAGCCUCCCUCAGGACCCCAGCCAGAGGACAUCCCGUCUCUUGGACCUCCUGUAUGACGCCACUGUCAGGUUCCUCCAGUCUCACACUUUCCAGAUGAAACUGCCCCAGGGAGCCCCUGAGUCCAUAUCCCGCGCUCUGGAAGAAGGCCGUGGCAAGCUGAAGAAGAAGAUCUUCCCCCUGGUAGCUCUGGUGGGUCUGAAGCUGUUCGCCGUCAUCCCCAUCAUCCUGGGAGUCAUCGGUCUGGUCGCCGCCAAGGCUCUGAUCGUCGGCAAGCUGGCUCUCAUCAUCGCCGGUGUCAUCGCACUCCAGAAGUUCAUCGCUGGUGGUGGCUCCACCGCUUUUACAAGCUACGGAAAGAUACCGUUCUCUGGCGGUUAUGAUGCCAGCAGCGGCUCUGGUGGUUGGUCUUCUGGUAGCACCGGUGGUUCUGGAGGCUACACCUACAGACGCAGUCUGGACGACGAAGCCCAAAAGCUUGCUUACAGCGCGCACGCCCCCCAGGAUAUCUCCAACUAGUCCAACACCAUCGACCAUCCUAAAACUUGCACAUUGUCACUCCCUACAGCCGAGCCAACCUCUCAGUUACCUCUGCCUUAGAUACUUCUACUCAUCCGUUCACUCUUACUACCUUUUGUAUAUAGCAUCUUUACCAUUGCAAUACCAUAAUCUAUUUUCAUACUCUGAGACAACACAAUUGCAAAACUAUCGAUAAUUGUGUAAAUUAUUGUAAAACUCAAAGAGUUGUUGUUAGUACUUAGUGUUAAUUUAUUAUUUCCCAGUGUUAUUUAUUGAUUUUUCUAUUUAAAUAAAUGUUGUUGAACGAA